GUGGAUUGUCCAAUUAUCAAAUCCAUUUUUCCCACAUCGCCCAUUUUAAUUCUACACCAAAAUGGCGAUAUUCGAUGAAGCAUUACAUCAAAAUUUUACCAAAAAUUAUGAAUCAAAUAUAAUUGAAUCAACAAUCAAUAGUAAUAGUGAUGAAGGUGAUCCAAGCAGCGGUGGUGGUAGUAACCAUCAAAUUUUCGAUAAUUUUCCAUUAACAACAACAGCAUGGUCCACAAUUAUAUCGAGUAGUUUAAGUGAUUUAGAAUCGUUAGAAUCACAAUAUACACCAUAUAAUGAACGACCAGAAACAUAUAUUGUACCAAUUGUAUUUGCGAUUAUAUUUGUUGUGGGUGUGCUGGGUAAUGGAACAUUGGUUAUAGUUUUUUUACGACAUCGAAAUAUGAGAAAUAUGCCGAAUACGUAUAUACUAUCGUUAGCAUUAGCAGAUUUAUUGGUAAUCGUUACAUGUGUUCCAUUCACGUCAACUGUCUACACAUUAGAAUCGUGGCCAUGGGGUGAAGCUGUUUGUAAAUUAUCGGAAUGUGCAAAAGAUAUUUCCAUUGGUGUCUCAGUAUUCACUCUAACAGCAUUAUCGGCAGAACGAUAUUGUGCAAUUGUUAAUCCGUUACGACGAUUUCAGACAAAGCCAUUAACAGUCUUCAGCGCAAUAUUUAUAUGGCUAUUAGCAAUUUUAUGUGCGAUGCCUGGCGCAAUUGUCAGUAAUGUUGAAGAAAUAUCAUUAAGUUUAAACAAAAGUAUUUUAGUUUGUUCACCGUUUCCUCCGGGUGAUUUCGAUAAUAACACACAAUAUUAUGCCAAAUAUAAUGUCGUUGCAAAAGCAUUAAUUUAUUAUAUCGUUCCAUUAUGUGUGAUUGCAGUUUUUUACGGUUUAAUGGCAUAUCGUUUACAUAUUAGCGCACGUGAUAUGCCUGGUGAGUUAGCUGGAGCACAAAGUGUAACGCAGGCACGUGCACGACGUCAUGUUGCUCGUAUGGUAUUGGCAUUUAUUUUGGUAUUCUUCGUCUGUUUCUUACCAUACCAUGUGUUUAUGUUAUGGUUUCAUUUACAUCCAACAUCAAAAGAUGAUUUCGAUGAAAAUUGGAAUGUACUUCGUAUUGUUGGAUUUUGUUUAAGUUUUAUACAUUCCUGUGUGAAUCCAGUUGCAUUAUAUUGUGUCAGUGGUGUAUUCCGUCAAUAUUUCAAUCUAUACUUAUGCUGUCGUGACACACGCCGUGUUUCACAACGUGGUCAACCAUCGAUCAACAUGAAUUGUGAAACAAGUUUUAAUUCUACAUUCCGCCGUCAUACACAAAUCACACAGGAUGCAUUUACAACGGACACGACCGCAGGCGGUAUCAAUAAUAAACAAAGUAUUUAUCGUAAACAAUAUUUAGCACGACAAAAUACCCAGAAUACAUCGAUUUUAUCGUUGGACACAACAAAUAAUCAUACAAAUCGUAUUUUAAAUAAUAAAGAUGUCGAUUUUAACGAUAUCGAUAUAAUACGUAAAGGUAUGAUUGAUGAUCAUCAUACGCCAACAAUUAUAACGGAUGAGCAACAACGAUGUCGUACAAAUGGUAACACGUAUGGAAGUUGAAAAUACGAUAAAAAUGGUUUGGUAACACCGAUUUUAAUGACAUCAAACGAUAUUAAUCGUAAACGAAAAGUACAAUUAUUUGUAGCAAACAAUCAAACCAGACAUCUUGUGGUGAAA
Messenger RNA from Chrysoperla carnea, 1711 nucleotides. RefSeq names its product neuropeptide CCHamide-2 receptor-like. Gene Ontology annotation, cellular component: membrane. The transcript has 6 exons. The record is from RefSeq and is a predicted model, not a curated record. Gene Ontology annotation, molecular function: G protein-coupled peptide receptor activity. NCBI's taxonomy places the organism in Eukaryota, Metazoa, Arthropoda, Insecta, Neuroptera, Chrysopidae. The coding region runs from base 62 to 1594 and encodes 510 amino acids. Gene Ontology annotation, biological process: G protein-coupled receptor signaling pathway.